This is a messenger RNA of Vitis riparia (riverbank grape), 1621 nucleotides long. RefSeq names its product GDSL esterase/lipase At4g10955. The record is from RefSeq and is a predicted model, not a curated record. NCBI's taxonomy places the organism in Eukaryota, Viridiplantae, Streptophyta, Magnoliopsida, Vitales, Vitaceae. Bases 324 to 1358 code for a protein of 344 amino acids. Gene Ontology annotation, biological process: lipid metabolic process. The transcript has 3 exons.
AUCUUGAAACUGUUGACUUGACUGUGUUGUUUUGGAGUUUGUCCAUUAGCUUUUGGAUUAGAGUAUUUUUAAUUAUUGUAAAUAGAAAAUUCAUAAAAUAAUGCCCACCAACCUUCAAGAGGCUUCUACCAAACAAGUCUUUGCGCUUUUUUUAUCAUCAUUUUUUUUUUUCCUGUGAAGAAUAGAUCAAACGAUUUGUGUUGUUCUUUGGGAGGUUUGGUUUUGAUUUUUGUCUUUGGUGCAUAUCCUUUAUCUACUUUGCCGAACUAAGAACGGUUUCCAAAUAUAUCAAGAAGAAAGAAAUUAAGGAAAUAUAUGGUGUAAUGCCAUCUGAGAGGGAAAAUUUCAACCUUUCAGGACCGUUACACCUGACUACUGUUGACUGGAAGAAUACGCACCAUCAAAGAUCUGUGGCUGCGAGUUUGGUUCAGGGUGUCUACAUUCUAGAGCGGGACCGCCAGGAAAAACGUCAAGGGUCCCAAGCUCUUGCCCCUCCUUGGUGGGAGUUCUUUCAAUUUCAGAUAGUUCGCCAGCUUGUGGAUGAUGCUGAUUCCUGUAUUUUUGGUGCCAUCUAUAAAUUCACACCCCAAGCGUCACCUAGUACUCUCUCAACAAAUGAAAGUCCACAUUAUGUCAUUGCCUUCCGUGGCACCAUUAGGAAGCCACAUUCUGUCUCACAGGACUUGAAGUUGGACCUCCAGCUCCUCCAAAAUGGACUUCACCGGACAUCUCGUUUUGAGAUUGCAAUGCAGGCUGUCCGGAACAUGGUGGCUGCAACCCAAGAAAAUAAUAUCUGGUUAGCUGGCCAUUCCCUGGGUUCAGCCAUGGCAAUGCUUGCUGGAAAGAAUAUGGCUAAGAUGGGCAUUUUUCUUGAAGCUUUUCUCUUUAAUCCACCAUACGUCUCAGCCCCAAUUGAGAGAAUUAAGGAUAAAAAAGUGAAACAAGGGAUCAGAAUUGCAAGCAGUUUGAUCACAGCAGGACUAGCUGUUGCUGUGAAAGGUACCCACCAAAGGAACCGGUUUGAAGAUCAAUUUGUGGCUUUGUCUACUUGGGUUCCAUCUUUGUUUGUUAAUCCAGCUGAUCACAUCUGCUCUGAAUAUAUCGGGUAUUUCAAACACAGGAAAAAAAUGAAGGACAUUGGAGCAGGAGGCAUUGAGAGGUUGGCUACCCAGAACUCAAUCCAUGGUCUAUUUAUGACUGCAAUGGGAAAGGAGUCAGAACCACCACUUCACCUCAUUCCUUCAGCAGUUCUAACAAUUAAUUCAAUUCCUUCCCCAGAUUUCAAACAUGCCCAUGGAAUUCACCAGUGGUGGGGACCUGAACUUUACUUGAAAUCCAAACUUUACAAAUACAGUUAAAUUUUUGGUACAGCUACUGAGACUCUCUUUUUUUUUUUUUUUCUGUUUGUCAUUGGAAAAAUGCUUUUUUUUUUUUUUGGUUCUCCAUGUGAAGGAUGAUAGUAUGGUAUUAGCAUAUGAUCAAUGUAUUUUCCGACCAACCAAACACUCCUUCCAUUUAGUUUGCUGAAGGAAAUGUCAUUUUGCUGGUUGUUAGCUUGUAUAUUUGCGUAUUGACUCCAAAACUAGCAUUGAUCUCUCAGCUGUUGGAAUCCAUGUAUUGA